Messenger RNA from Serpula lacrymans var. lacrymans S7.9, 1154 nucleotides. RefSeq lists its product as uncharacterized. The record is from RefSeq and is a predicted model, not a curated record. Bases 350 to 982 code for a protein of 210 amino acids. The transcript is spliced from 7 exons. Lineage: Eukaryota; Fungi; Basidiomycota; Agaricomycetes; Boletales; Serpulaceae.
GAUACCCCUAGGUUCACUUUUUAUAUAUAUAAAAACCUAACAGCCGAAUCUUAUUGCCAUAUUUACCAGUCGAAACCUAUGUUCAUUGGCUUCAAUAAUAUGCUUUGUCUGCAUUGCAGUAUAGAGUCAAUCCGCCAUAUGGCCGUCCGGAUCGUUCGUACGGAGACUUGCCUAAUGAGGAGAACUCGCGCCACCCGAUGAUUCACGUCUCAGACCAACCACCUGAAAUUCUCGAAUAUAGUGCAUUCCCAAUCCCACGUCCUUUGUUUCAUUUCGCAGAACCUGCAGCAAUAUUCUGAUCACAUCAGUUUCGGGAUCAGACGACGUUCGAAGAAUCUUAGCUCAAAUCAUGUCUCCCAUGCAACAAGUCGCUAAGCUCGUCCCGCAAGAAACCGUGUUCUUCCUUUGUGAUGUGCAAACCCGGUUUCGGGAAGCAAUUUAUGGUUUCGAUGCCCUCAUCUUGACUGCAAACAAGAUGCUCAAAGUAGCGAAGAAUAUGGAUAUACCUGUCGUAGUGACUGAGCAAAAUCCAAAAGGUCUUGGUCCUACCGUGCCUGAGAUUGACGUCGCUUCCCUUGGAUCGCUCCAUGUUGCAACAAUCGACAAGACCCUUUUCUCCAUGGUCACGCCAGAAGUUAAAGAGCUACUUAAAGCUCGACCAAAUCUCAAGUCUGUAGUUCUGUUCGGAAUAGAAUCACAUGUCUGUGUGCUGCAGUCAGCUCUCGAUUUGGUAGAGGCUGGAUACAACGUCCAUGUCAUAGCGGACGGUGUGUCCAGCUGCAACAAGGAAGAAGUACCUUAUGCUCUCGCUAGAAUUCGUCAAUCAGGAGGUUAUAUAACCACGAGCGAGAGUGCAGCUUUCCAGUUACAACGAGAUUCCCACUCGACAACCUUCAAGCCCUUUUCCAAGAUUAUCAAGGACGAGAAGGAUAACACGAAGCAGGCUGUUCAGGUUCUCUUACAACAUCGAAGCGUCCUGUAGUGCCAGGUACUCAUUAGGUGAUGGUAUUUUUACUUUGCGCUCAUUUUAGAGCAUACUGCGCAUCUCGGGAUAUCGGUACAUGAGUGUACCUCGUAGUGUUAUCCGAACGGUGGUUGUACGAAUAAAUUUGUAUUAUGCCAUGCGAGUCGAACGCUUAUCCUUUACCUUCAAA